UAUCAACAACCCAGCAGGAGGACUCACAAAAAACAAGGUAGCUGAUUUGGUUGCUACACUCCAAUAUUGACAUGUCUGAUAAGCAUUCAUCAACACCACCGAGGAGUCGCGCAGAAGGAAGUGAAGUAGGUGUAGCGUCAGGUUCCUCAGAUGAUGCGGCCACUUUGUCAUAUACUGCAUUUGAGCCAUCCAUGAAUCCAACACAAGAUUUGGCUGUGGGCCACACCACGUUGGAAUGGACAGCAGCAGAAGCUGUACAAAUGUCGGCGCAGCGAACCGCCACGCACUCGCUUCCUUCGCUCCUGUCCGGCCCGGACGAAAAUCGACAAGCUGUACCGACACAACCCUUGAUCCCCCCAUCGAAUAGCGUGGUUUGGCACGCAUCCGAUCACUCAAUUUCCCAAGGCUCCACUCUCACAGCAACGUCCAAGGAAUAUCUUAGUUCCUCCGAUAUCAGCCAAAGGUCGCAAGCAAGCAUCUUACAUAAUGUACACUAUCAUUCCCCUUUAGAACAAUUACAACAAAGACGUGCACAGCAAUUGAUUAUACCAGCCAGUCGACCAGAACUGGUCCCUGAAACGUCGUCUGUGGGUACCUGGUCCGACCCAGAGCAUACACCAGAAUUCCCGCGGCAUUCAACGGCAGAAGCGUUCUGGUCUACUCGAGGACACUUUUCUUCAUCAUCCGAAUCCAACAUGUCACCUCCGUCAACUUCACGACAUUUGGGACGAGAAAUAUCUGGCCUGUCCAAUAUCUCGUCGCUGUCCCAUCAAAGCACCGAACGCGAAGAAGACACCACCACUUCUUCACGGCAUAGCCACGCCUCGACGGGUCAGCACGUGGUGCAAAGCUCACAAGGUUCGUAUGCUCAAGAGAGUUAUGAAGAACAUGCCAGAGAAGAGCCACCUGAAACGCCAACUGUGGUACGGAGAGCAAUGUAUGUGCAAGGCACGUUCAUAGAAGAGAACGUUACUCCAGAAAUGCUGAAGCACACGGACGAAGACAUUGUUUGGAGCUCGUCUCCUAGUCAACGCGCAGCCGCACGACACCGUCAAAGCCAAUCGUCCCAGCCUCCAUCUGAAUCACCUUUGAAACGCACGGCUCAGCGCAAACGAGGCGCCCAAGCUCCACAUACGCAAAUGAGCUUACGGUCCACAUCCAGCGCACGCAGCCAGCGACGCCAUUACAAGAUUUUAUUUACAGGGCUUGAAAAUGGCCCAUCGCUCACUCGUGACAAAAGUUUGGUAGAUCAUUUAGGCGGACUGCUUGUGGAUGAUUGGCAUGAAUGCAGUCAUCUAGUGACUGAAGAACUUCGCACCACCAUACGAUGCCUUUGCGCCGUGGCGGCUUGUAAACCAGUUGUGUCAGUUGACUGGAUACAAGCAUGCCGAACAGAAAGUCGGUUUGUUGAUGAAACGCCAUACCUGAUCAGACCCAUCCCAUCUCAACCUGUGUUUCAAGGCAAGCGACUUUUCCUGACCGACAAAGGCGAGCUUAGUAAAUCGGACUUCCGCGAGCUAGUGACGGCUGGAGGUGGCAAGGUUCUACAUCAAGAACCUUCUGAACACUACGACGACAUCCUCAUCUUUGGCAUUCCUACUCAGCACGAUAAGCAACAUAUGCGACUCAAGGCACUGCGGUACUCCAUCUACACCAAGUCAGAACUGAUCAGAAUGAUUCUCGUAUUAUAAACGCAGCCAAUAAAAAGCUGCCUCACAAUUGCAAGUGCGACCGUAGAAUUUCAAUGCCCGAUUAACACAACAGGCUCCGUUCACCCAUCUGACUUGCCGCAGCAAAUUUAAAACCCAAAAGCUGCGUGAAAACUGGUGGCUUCCGUCAC
This is a messenger RNA of Umbelopsis ramanniana AG, 1840 nucleotides long. RefSeq lists its product as uncharacterized. The coding region runs from base 72 to 1691 and encodes 539 amino acids. The record is from RefSeq and is a predicted model, not a curated record. NCBI's taxonomy places the organism in Eukaryota, Fungi, Mucoromycota, Umbelopsidomycetes, Umbelopsidales, Umbelopsidaceae. The transcript is spliced from 5 exons.